Molecule: messenger RNA, 674 nt
Organism: Quercus robur (English oak)
Lineage: Eukaryota; Viridiplantae; Streptophyta; Magnoliopsida; Fagales; Fagaceae
Exons: 1
Coding region: 172-450 (92 amino acids)
Source: RefSeq, a predicted model, not a curated record
GGAGGUGACGCGUGCGGCGUGUAGGUGAUAUUUCAUGAUAGUUUGACACGUAUCUCAAACGUGGAGAAGCUACAAAGCAAGAGAAUAUUAUGACAUAUAAGAAACCAUGAAGAACUCAGCUAUAGCUCCAAUGAUGAGACAGGAACGAAAAGAAGAUCAAAAGAAAAGACAAUGGAGAAGAAACAGAGUGAUCAGGAGAAGAGGGAGAGAAAGCCAGAGAGUGAAGGAGAGAUGGGAAAGUUAGAAGCAGGGCUUCCUUUGGAGACCAGUCCCUAUGUGAAUUAUGGGGACUUGGAAGAUUACAAGCGUCAAGCUUAUGGAACUGAAGGUCACCUCGAGCCCAAGACUGGUCGUGGCGCUGGAGCCACUGAUGCCCCAACUCCCUCUGGUGCUGCUGUCUCAUCUGACACUACUGCUACUAAUGUCACUAAUCGCCAAGGGCUCCCCUAAUUGUGUUGUUGUUCCUAGCGAUGGAGCUUAAUCUAAGAGUGUGAGAGGUCUUUUUUUCGUUUUUGUUUUUGCUUUUUUGGUUUUUAAUCUUUUUUCACCAUGGUAAAUCAUAUAUUCAUAUCUAAAUCUCUGUUCCAAAUGAGAUAUAGGAAAUGUGGUUUUUAUACGAGUGUGGUCUCUUUUCUUUUCCUUGUCUGAAUAAGAUGACUUUAUUAGAGAAACAA